Anoplophora glabripennis (Asian longhorned beetle) is the source of this 632-nucleotide messenger RNA. RefSeq names its product 28S ribosomal protein S18b, mitochondrial (gene mRpS18B). The record is from RefSeq and is a predicted model, not a curated record. The coding region runs from base 58 to 609 and encodes 183 amino acids. Gene Ontology annotation, molecular function: structural constituent of ribosome. NCBI's taxonomy places the organism in Eukaryota, Metazoa, Arthropoda, Insecta, Coleoptera, Cerambycidae. Gene Ontology annotation, cellular component: ribosome; mitochondrion. Gene Ontology annotation, biological process: mitochondrial translation. The transcript has a single exon.
UCAUAAUAUGUCUUUUUUGAGGUUAAUUUGCAAGCAGAACUCAGAACUUCUCUGAGAAUGUUUUCAGUGUCGCUAAUUAGAAACGUAUUGCCAAAAGCACUGUGGGCGAGACAGUUGUCAAGUACAGCUAUAUUAAAGAGUGAAACUGUUAACGAUAAGCCAACAUUAGAAAUCCGAGGAAUAACUAAAGACCGCACCCAGAAAAUACCUGUUGAAACCAGCAUUAGAUAUCUGAAGAGCGCCGCUUUCAAACAGACUUACGAGGGUCAACCCGUUUGGGUGGCCUAUAGAAGAAACCACAAAGGAGCUUUUGCGCCUAGAAAGACACGGAAAACUUGCAUUCGUCAGGGACAAAUAUCAACUGGUAAUCCUUGCCCCAUUUGCAGAGACGAAUAUCUAGUUUUACACGAAGAAAAUGUGGACCUGUUGAAGCAGUUCAUUUGUCCACACACGGGCAGUAUUUUAAGUUAUAGUAAAACCGGCAUCUGCCAAAGAAAGCAUCAAGAAUUGAUUGUUAGCAUCAAACGGGCUUAUGAUAGAGGUUUGUUAACAUUCGACGUCCCAUUUAGAGAAUACGAUUACUCUGAUUAUUAUCGUGAAAAUCAGUAAGUUAUGGAGGCUGUUUUUGUAAU